Messenger RNA from Onychostoma macrolepis, 3175 nucleotides. RefSeq names its product BCL2 interacting protein 3 like a (gene bnip3la). Gene Ontology annotation, cellular component: mitochondrial envelope; nucleus; mitochondrial outer membrane. Bases 19 to 786 code for a protein of 255 amino acids. Gene Ontology annotation, biological process: defense response to virus; positive regulation of apoptotic process; mitochondrial outer membrane permeabilization. Lineage: Eukaryota; Metazoa; Chordata; Actinopteri; Cypriniformes; Cyprinidae. The transcript is spliced from 6 exons. The record is from RefSeq and is a predicted model, not a curated record.
UGACGUCUCCGCAGAUGCAUGGGCGCGUGCGCGUGCACGCGGAGGGGGCGGGAGCGCGCCGUGUUGACGGACCGUAGAGGCAACAUGUCCACCGCAGCCGCCGCGCAGCUGAACAACAAUGAAGAACCGGGACUCAACGGGUCCUGGGUGGAGCUGGAGAUGAAUGGAAACACUCAGCAGCAGAGCCCCAGCUUGCCCUCGCUGCUGGGGAACGGGAACCAAGGCGAGUCCCAGGCUUCACAGGCCCUGGAGGCCGUGCAGGAGGAAGAGGAGGUCCUGACAGGAGGACUGGAGCAUGUGCCUUCCUCCUCCUCUAUCCAUAACGGAGACAUGGAGAAAAUCCUACUGGACGCCCAGCACGAGUCCAGCCCCAGCAGCUCGUCCUGCAACAGCCCACCACGACCACACAGUCCUGACCAGGAUGAGGGGCAGAUCACGUUUGAUGUGGAGAUGCCCAGCGAGAGAGACUGUCAGUCAGAAGAUGAUAGUCUGGAGAAGGACAAAGAAGAUGAUAUCCUCAUGAAUAAAGAGGAGAGUUGGGUGGCAGACUGGUCCAGUCGACCAGAGAACAUUCCCCCGAAGGAAUUCCACUUCCGCCACCCAAAACGUUCUGGAUCGGUGUCUCUGAGCAUGAGAAAGACAGGUGCUAUGAAGAAAGGUGGCGUGUUCUCCGCCGAGUUCCUCAAAGUGUUCAUGCCCUCGCUGCUGCUCACCCACAUCCUGGCUCUGGGACUGGGGGUCUACAUUGGGAAGAGAUUGACUACACCCUCCACCAGCUCAUUUUAAGCCUGAACAGACCCCAGUGCCUGGACGCUCCAUCAUGAGCAGCAGUGGCACAGCAGUGGCCAAUCGUGUGAUGAUUCCUCUUUCUCUCUUUCUCUCAUUCUCUCCCCCUCUCUGACUUUCUCUUUAUCAUUUCUUUAACCCACGGUCCUGGUUUCCCAUCACACCCUCUGCUGGGAGGCAUUCUGCUUGUUGACCUUUGGUUGUGUCGCAUUUUUUUGCUUUCUAACGCUGUGGCUUACUGACAUGUUUUAGAUGUUUUUAUUUGGACAUGUAUUGAAUUAUACGUUUAUUUUUCAUGACAUGCUACUAUACAAGUUAGAGCCCCACCACAACCAUGGCCAUAAUACGCUUUUAUUUCUGCAUGACGCACUUCAUAUGUAACUAAUAUAGAGUCUGGAUGUGGCCUGGGAUAUCUUGGGAGAAUAUCGACUCUUAAUAGGAAAUUUAGGAGGGUUGCUAUAGGAGAGUUGUGAUAUUUUAUUCUAGAGACAUGAUUUUGCUCAUUAUGUUGCACAAUUUAAUUUAUUCACUUCCCUUCAUGUGUGGCAGCAUCAAAAAUGCAUGUUAGUCAUUUACUUUCAUGGGAGAACGAUGACUGUUUAAAGACAGACCAAGUCAUUCUUUACGUAUGUCAGUGCACUUGCUGCAUUGCUUCGGACUGUUACGACAAUUAUUUAGAGAUUAUUUUGCAUAGAAUGUAAAUCUUAGAGGUCCCUCUCAGUUCUGUCUUAGGCCCUUUUCUGUUUGCUCUUCACUUCUGAUCCAAUAUGACGGACUAGAAUCGAAGCAUCACUUUAUAGCAGCUUUAUAGUAUAAAAAUAUAUAAAUAAAUCACAAAUUUACAUGAACAAUACAUGUUUUUCUAAUCGAAAAACCUUAAGCUAAAGAGAUCAGCAUGGACGUACAUCUGUUUAAGAGCCAAACUGGUCGGGUUAGUUGUUUUUUGAGUUACUAAGGAAGUUACACACACAAGCACACACACUCUGGUUUGCCUUGAUGCAUAUCCUGCUCGCAGCAGUUUCUGACUGUGUAUCUUAGUGCCAAAGGGUUUCCUCCGCCAACCCAACAUGAGUCGUUUGCACCUCUUGUAGACUCGGUCUGGUUUGAGUGGGUUAUUGAUCCUGUCAGUCGCUCCGUUUUGACAACACCUUACAAAGGCCUUUGGUUUUACUGUGAACACCCUGUGGAUAUUAGGCGUAGUGUUGCUAUAGUUGUGUAUCAUACGCUGUUGUACGUACUUAUGUCAAAGCAACAGAUCCACACUCCGUGUACAUAUUUAUAUGCAAUAUGGUGUAGUUUUACAGAUAAAACUACUCAUUUAGAAGACUUUAAUAGUUUUACACUCGCUGAUUUACAGAUGAAAUUUGUCACGAACAUGUCCGGGUCAUAUAUCAUCCCAUUUGAUUGGUUUUAUUUUCAUUUAUAAAGAAUUAAGCCAGGUUUUAAAAGCAUUAACACAUCUGAGGCACAAAUUUUCCCUGUUUUCUAAUUACUAUAAUUUUAAAAAUUAUUUACAUUUUAACAUAUUCACACAUCAUAGUUAUGUUUGUUGCACUGCCCUUCAAUUUAUAUGGCUUUUAAUAAAAUAAAAUAAAAAUGUUAAACGUAUGUCAAUAAGUAUUAAUAUAUAUAUUUCUUUUUUUUUUUUUUUUUUUUUUUACUUUCGAUUUAUGGGUAAAAGAUACCCAGGACAUUUUCUUGACAAGUUUUAUAAUUCACCCUCACAGUAUCAAGCAACGCUUUUACUAAGCAAAGUUUUUCAUACAAAAAACUAAGUUAAAUAGUCCAAGAGUUUUGCUACCCAAACCAGUUAACAGGUCACCCUUUGCAUUAAGGCCGUCUGUGUCAUUGUGCCACACAUUACUUCUUUACUCUUUUUUUCAUGCUUUUUUUCUUUCUCAGAGGGGGAGUGGAAAUACAAGAGGCCAAUUUAAAGUCACUUCAACCGUGCCUCAACUUUUGUUUGCACCUUUUCUGAGCCCCAUUGCAUGCGUGUGUUCAGAGAUUUCACAUCAGGACGUGACAGCGGUGAAGUUUUCCCCUGCGGGGGGCGGAAUGAGAACUGUGAAUGGAAUAGCUGUAGCUCAUGUCAGAUAUGAUAAACUAGACCUGCCCGGUCUGUUUCGGGUGGGAUCACCAUACCAGAUGUUUUACGCACAUUAUGAUGUUUUCUUUCUCUGUUAUAUCUCUCUUUUGUUGUUUUGAGCUUUUGCUUUAAUCAUCAGUGUGGAUACUGGAGGGCGGGGCCCUCGUGAUUGACAGCUCCACCAUGUGUUUCUUUUGAAUUCCCAUAGCGACUGGAGUGAUGAAGCAAUGAACAUGUCGUUUCUUGUAUUUCGCUGGUAUUGGAGGAAAAGUGAACUGAUAUUAAAAUAUAACCUGACAUUCA